AUGGCUUCACUUGGAGACUACCGUGUGGCGGACAUCUCGCUGGCUGACUUCGGCCGCAAGGAGAUCGAGAUCGCUGAGAUCGAGAUGCCCGGCCUCAUGCAGAGCCGUAAGGAGUUCGCCUCGCAGCCGCUUAAGGGCGCUCGUGUGGCUGGCUCGCUCCACAUGACCAUCCAGACGGCUGUGCUCAUCGAGACCCUGAAGGCUCUGGGUGGUGACAUGCGCUGGUGCUCGUGCAACAUUUUCUCGACGCAGGACCACGCCGCCGCUGCCAUCGCUCGCGACGGCUCAGCCGCUGUGUUCGCCUGGAAGGGCGAGACCCUGGAGGAGUACUGGGAGUGCACACUUAACGCCAUCACGUGGCCCACGGACGACGGCAAGGGAGACGGCCCGGACAUCAUCGUGGACGACGGUGGCGACAUGACGCUGCUCAUCCACGAGGGCUUCAAGGCCGAGAAGGCGUUCGCCGAGAAUGGCGCCGUGCCCGACCCGAACUCGACGGACAACGCCGAGAUGAAGUGCGUGCUCAACAUCAUCGCGCGUACGCUCAAGACGAACCCGAAGAAGUGGACUCAGAUCGCCCAGCGCUGCAAGGGUGUGUCUGAGGAGACUACGACGGGCGUCCACCGUCUGUAUCAGAUGGAGAAGAACGGCACGCUGCUGUUCCCCGCUAUUAACGUCAACGACUCGGUCACGAAGUCCAAGUUCGACAACCUGUACGGCUGCCGUCACUCGCUUCCCGAUGGCAUUAUGCGUGCCACGGACGUCAUGCUGGCUGGCAAGCGCAUCGUGAUCUGCGGCUUCGGUGACGUCGGCAAGGGCUCCGCCCAGGCUAUGAAGGCUGCCGGUGCCAUCGUGUACGUGACGGAGGUGGACCCCAUUUGCGCUCUGCAGGCGUGCAUGGAGGGCUUCCAGGUGGUGCGUCUGGAGACUGUCGUGUCGGAGGCCGACAUCUUCAUCACCACGACGGGAAACAAGGACAUUAUCAUGGCCAAGGACAUGCUCAAGAUGAAGAACAACGCCAUUGUGGGCAACAUUGGCCACUUCGACAACGAAAUCGACAUGGCUGGCGUCACGAAGAUCGCUAAGCGUCAGAACAUUAAGCCUCAGGUGGACCGCUUCAUCUUUGAGGACGGCCACGCUGUUAUCGUCCUAGCUGAGGGCCGUCUGCUUAACUUGGGCUGUGCUACGGGCCACCCGUCGUUCGUCAUGUCCAACUCGUUCACGAACCAGACGUUGGCUCAGAUUGAGCUGUGGAAGGAGCGUGACUCUGGCAAGUACGCCACCGGUAAGGUGUACGUGCUGCCGAAGGAGCUGGACGAGAAGGUCGCUCGUCUGCACCUGGACAACCUGGGCGCUCAGCUGACGGUGCUGUCGGACGAGCAGGCCGAGUACAUUGGCGUCAAGCCCACGGGUCCCUACAAGCCGGAGACGUACCGUUACUAA
Molecule: messenger RNA, 1443 nt
Organism: Phytophthora infestans T30-4
Lineage: Eukaryota; Oomycota; Peronosporomycetes; Peronosporales; Peronosporaceae
Product: adenosylhomocysteinase
Exons: 1
Coding region: 1-1443 (480 amino acids)
Biological process (GO): L-methionine cycle
Cellular component (GO): cytosol
Molecular function (GO): adenosylhomocysteinase activity
Source: RefSeq, a predicted model, not a curated record